UCCGUUCGUUCACGCCCACUCUGCUCAAUAGGCCCACCCACCGGUCCCUGUUUCCCCACGAACCGACACCGCUGCCGGACACUAUCCCUGCGUCUAUCCGCUCUCUGUCAUCCCGUUGUUUCACCCACAAACCGCCGCUGCUUCGCUCUUUUCCCUUCAUGCCUCAGCGCCGCAGGAGUUAAAGCGCGCCGGAUGCGCCUCGCUUCAGCGCGCCGCUCCACUUCGAAGAUGGCGUCGGAGGGAGCCAGCGGAGAGGCUCCGGGACAGUCCCUGACCGCGGCCGUGCUGACCAGCGCUGACACGAAAUGUGGUCUGAACAUGGAUAACCUGAGUAAGCCUGAGCUGCUCACUCUGCUCAGUAUCAUGGAGGGAGAGCUGGAGGCACGAGACCUGGUCAUCGAGGCACUGAGGGCCCAGAGGAAGGAGGUGUUUCUUCAGGAGCGCUACGGACACUUCCAGCUGAGGGACCCCUUCCUGGCUCUGCAGAGGGACAUGCAGUGCUCUGUCUCUGGGGACAAAGACACACGAGUCCCAGGCUCAAGCCCCAUGGCCGUGCUGCAGGCCGUCAUGUCCCACUGCAGGAAGAUGCAGGAGAGAAUGUCUGCGCAGCUCGCCGCCGCAGAGACCCGGCACAAGAGGUUGGAGAUGGAGAAGCUUCAGUUGCAGAGCCUGGAGCAGGAACACCGUAAGCUAACGGCGCAGCUAAAGGACGAGCGUGACAAGAACAAGCAUAUCGUCAUGAUGUUAGUGCGCGAGUGCAAGCAGCUAGCCACCCGUGUCGUAGAGGAGUCACAACGAUUCGACGAGCUACAGACGCGAUAUGAUGAGGAAACGCGCAGCUCUGGACGACUACAAGAGGACCUCGAAAAUGAGAAGCAAAAAUCUCAACAAAUGGAGGCUACCAUGGAGAAACAGCUGUCUGAAUUUGACACGGAGCGGGAACAGCUACGUGCUAAGCUAACUCGUGAAGAGACAGAGAACCAAAAUUUACGACAACAAAUCGAAACACUCAGGACUGGUCAGAGCGAUAGCAAAGAGGCUAAAGCUAACGAGCCCGUUAGCAAAACAGAAAGUAGUAAAGUUGAAACUGCUUCGGUUUCCGUAGCGACAGAUCCGGUAAUGUCCAGAACAAUAUCGUGCCAAACGGACGCCGAGAUAGAGGCGCAGAAAAAGGGCCCUCUGAACAUCCCAGUGAAGCCAAGUCCAGCGAACUACGUGGGGCUGAGUUUACCGAAAACCCGGGCGCUGAGUACGGAAAACGGAUCGGAGUCGGCGCAGCACGUGAGCGGGAUUCCAACUGGAGUCAGCCCUCGAGUCCAGGCCGCCAGGUACAAGUUCCAGGAGCAGGACCAAAACCAGAACGGGUCUCAGAGCAGUCCUCCCGCCAGAGACCUUUCCCCAACCAACAGAGACACGAACUUCGCAGCCAAACAGCAGGCCAGGCACACAGUCACGCAGGUUUUAUCACGAUUCACAAGUCCUCCGGGCUCCACGCCACUCCGACCGGGCCUUCCUCACUCGGCCUCGGAGAGUGGGCCAUUUCCGGGGCGACUGAGCCACCCAAUCGGCAUUAAGUCUCCCACCGUCGCCCGUAUCGACCGAGGGAACCCGCCUCCCAUCCCACCCAAAAAGCCAGGCCUGUCGCAGACCCCUGCGCCCUCUGUGAAGGCGGGAGAGGGGGGCAGGGGGGGACUAAAGAUCACACCACAACUGCCCCCCAAACCAGCGCUCGACCUGGUACCUCCACUCGGCGCUUCUCAGACCAAGAUGGCUGCCGCAGCAUGUGCCCCUCCCCCUCCAUCCUCCCCCGACUGCGUUAGCCUCCUGGCAGCAGCAUCAGGCUGCUGCCCCCCCUUAGCGCCCGGGUCGGGGGGAGCCUGGUCCGGAGCCCUGGACUCAGACCUGCUAAAGCUCCCCGCUGCUCUCCAGGAACACGCCACUUUAAUGUCAAUGUCAAUGCUGCUCAACCCACGACAAAACCUACAAAAACUACAACUCUCCGACUGUGAUCCCGCCCAAAAUGUCCUCUCCACCAAUCAUAACGCUUACCUGGACUGUGAUCCCACCCACAACAUGCUCUCAGCCAAUCAUAGUGCUCCUUUGGACUGUGAGUCAGUCAUCUACGCCAAUCGCAGUGCUCCGGUAGCCUAUGAAUCAGCCCACAACCUUCUGUCAUCCAAUCACAGCACUCGCUCAGACUGUGAACACACCGACAAUCGCAUCUCCUCCAAUCACACUGAACCUACCUACAACAUCUUCUCCUCCAAUCAUAAUGCUCUUCUAGACUGUGAAUCCGCCCACAACCUCAUUUCCUCCAAUCAGAAUGUGCUCUCAGACUGUGAACUUGACCAUAACGUCCUCAUCUCCAAUCAUAACGCUCCCUUGGACUGUGAACCCGGUCACUACCUCUCUCCAUCCGAUCACAAUGCUCCUCCUGACCUCUCAUCCAAUCACAACGCUCCACUGUUCGAUGAUCGGGACUCCAUUGAAAACCUCAGAAUCUCCGCUCUCUUCGCUGCUGCUCAAAAUGGACAAACAGAUUGCGUGGAGGAGUUGUUGUCUGUCGUCUCUGCUGAUGUCACCGAUCUUAAAGGAUUCACUCCUCUGCACUUCGCUGCGGCUCAGGGCCACUCCAGUAGCGUCUCCGCACUCCUGUCCUCCAUGGCUCAGGUGAAUGCUGUUUCUUCUGGAGGUGUCUCUGCCCUGUCUCUGGCCUCUGAAUCUGGACAAACUCACUGUGUGCGCCUGCUGCUGGAGUCUGGAGCUGACCGCUACAUCUCUACUACUGAUGGCUGCAGUCCUCUCCAUGCCGCUGUGCGUUCAGGAAACCUUGAGCUACUACGUUUGCUGCUGUACCACACGAAUGACUCCCUUGUGACCCCUGACCCCAGCGAUCUUCAGAGCUACUCCAGAGUGAACUUUGGUCACAUGGCGUCCUCUCCUGUCGCCGCGGUGACACUGAACAUCUCCUCUGAACUCCUGAAUCAAACCAACACAGAAGGAUGGACCGCUGCUCACAUUGCUGCUGCUCAAGGGUUUAAGGAGUGUCUGGAGGAGCUGUGUUCUCAUCCUGAACAGAACCUGAACAUCAGAGACAAAUGGGACCGGACCAUCCACGACCUGGCCACAGACGACUGCAAAGACCUGCUCGAGAACCUGAAUUCAUAUCGAGUUCGUGUGGUGUUGCCUUGCUCAAUGGCUCCUGAUGGCUCUGCUCUGGUUGCCGGUUCUGUUCCCCCUCCAGAUCAUUUGGACCUCAGUUCUGUGGUGAUAGACCGAUCUACAAAAUGGUCCCAGGUGUGGUCUGAAGUGGUCCAGAUUUUCGUGGACUUUGUCAGGUCUCUGUGUGAAAGUCCAGAUCUAGACCAGGAUCGAAACCAGGAUCAAGACAAACCUCUAGGACUCAGCCACAGGAGUAUCAAGUCCAUCUGCAUCGGAGACAGAGAGUGGUCUGUGAGUGAAGAGGUCUCACUCUGUCCCUGGGAUCUGGUCCGAAAACCUCCAAGUCCCAAUAUCAGGAUCCAGCUCAAAGGUCUGUCUGAAUCAUGUCUGGAUGAGGUCGCUCUCUUCUCUCUAAUCCCUCUGUCGACUCUCAACAACUACGUACGACUGGUGGAACAGUACGGAAACCUGAUGCUUCAUGGAGUUGAAGGCAGCCUCCAGGAAAACAUUGCUGCUGUGGUCGCUCACUGCAUCAAGAAAAAACAGGAAGCGCUGGGUUUUCGUUGUGAGGUUUUCAAAGUUCAGGUGGACUCCAGUCUGACCAGAGAACAGCUCCUGGACUCCUUCAUCCAGGCUGGUCUUCUGGCUCCUGCAGGCUCAGAGGGAUGUGCUCGUGUUGUAGUGACAGUGGAGCACCUAGAGAGGGCGCUAUCUCUCUGUGCUCUGAUGGGAGACAUCUGCCACAAUCUGGACCAUAGAGGACCCCAGCACACAGUCCAGACCAGCUCAGGCCCUCAUUGGUUGGUGGAGGGAGGUUACAUCAUCACCACACUGUCUAAGCCCCGCCUCCAAGGCUCAGAGCUCCGCCUCCAGCAGCACCUACGUUGGGUCUCCCUCCGAUGGGACCAAGAGCCAGUGUCAGGACUCCUGCACCGGACCCUGAAAGCAAGACUACAGGCUGCAGCAGGGUCACAUGACAGCUCCCUUCAGCGCUCGGCCUUGUGGGUAGCACGGUUCUGGCAGCGGCUGAACUCAUGUUUGUGUCGUCUGGGGACUACGGAGGCUCUAAUUGGACCAGAGCUGUUUAUGACCUGCCCCCUGUCCAGCGCAGAGGAUGCCGUCAGGUUUCUCUGUGCUCUGUGGAACUCUGUGGUGGUCCCUCGAAUUGAACAGGCCAUAGUCUCCAGAGUCUCCCCAAGACGCACCCCUCUCUCCCCCCUCAGCCCCUCCUCCUCCUCCACUACAGACCCCACUGCGAGCCAGACUCCGGGUCAGAGGGCGCUGGUGAAGGCCGCUCUGAGCAUCGUCCUGAACAGAGCCGUGCUGCAGGACUGUCCCCUCUCCAGAUCAGAGAUGGAAAAGUUCCUCCCAGACUUCACUGGCAGCUCAUUCCCUCUGUCGGCUCUGAGUCCAGUCCCCAGACCCGGACCAAGACCUGAAUCUGGAUCAGAAUCUGGAUCAGGAUCUGGACCAGGAUCUAAACCCGGGUCUAUGCCUGCGAGGCUCUGGAGGAGGAGGGAACACAGGCUGAGACGCUCCAACACAUCCCCCAGGAAGAGAGCUGUUUCUGGGUCAGGUCUCAGCGGAGCAGGGGGGUCCUUCAGGGAGGCCUCUCAGUCCACCUCUGACGUCCGCUUCCUGUCUGGUGAACAGCUCCACAGAGAUGGAGUGGGGCUAUGUGUGUUUUCAGAUGAAGAGACAGAUCUGAUCAGAGAACUACAGACAAUGUGCUCCAGCAAAUCUGAGCCAGACAUCAGCAAGAUCUCUCAAACCAAAGAAAUGUUUCCUAAUGAAAGUUCGAGACAGCAGCAACAGCAGCCAAGAAACAAGCCUCCUCCUGUUUCUCCAUCCAUCCCUCGUUCCAACUCGCGCUUGCCUCUUUCAUCCACUAGAGUCUCCCACCAUCACCAUCACUCUACACACCCCAGUUAUACAAAUACUACUACUACUACUACUACUACUACUACUACUACUACUACUACUACUGCUACUACUACUGCUACUACUACUACAACUCCAGAUGACAACCAACAUUUUAUCAACAACAACCACCUUCAAAACCAGAGCCGGCGCAGCAGCGGAGACGACGUGUGGAUCCUGCAUGAGAACUACAUUACCCACAAUCCCUCGCUCCUGCCUCGUUAGCGCCCCGCCCCCCAGCUGUAAAGACUCGUAGGACUCUUCGGACUUAAUCGUGAUUUGUUGUGGUGACUUCGUACUGAAUUGUGGGACCAUAGUUUUAUUAAGAUGAUUUUAAAAACAGGCUUGGAUAUUUAGGAUUAACAUUGUCAAAUUGAAAGUAUUUAAAGAUUUAAAGCUGCACUGUGUAACUUUUCUGAUGGAGUGGUUCUGUCACUGCUUCCAUGGAGAUGUUACUAUGUUAUUGCCUGAAAUGUUCCGCAGUAUGGCAUUGAACUUAUCCAUAUUACAUUUAUUCUAUUCAAGGUGUUUUAAAAAUACCUUGAAAAAUAUGCAUCCUUACUGAGAGUGGGGUCGCUUGUCCACAGACCUAACCUGUAACUUGGCCAUUCCAGGCAAAGCAGUAACAUCUCCAUGGAGACCAGCACCUGAAAAGUUACAUAGUGAGACUUUAAAAUGUGAAAUAAGAAGAAGUAUUUUGUGAAGGUGAACACAUUUGAAUAGUAUUAUAAACAGGUGAUGUUUCAGAAAGCAGAAUAAAACUUAUGAGAAUUACAAAGACAACACAGUGGCAUAGUGGGUUAAGCAUUCGCCCACCAAUGAGAGGGUCGGUGAUUCAAAUCCUUCUCAAAAUGCAUGCUGUUAUUGUGUUGCUGGGCAAGACACUUCACCCCAUCGCUAUUGUCAACUCCGGUCACAGUAAUGUUGCAUCACUUUGAAUAAUACUUUAAUUUAUUCUGGUCAAGAUAAAUGCUCCUCACACACAGACCCUUUAAAGAGGGGGUAUUAUGUAAAAUAGAUUUUUUUUUUUUGCUUUUUACCAUGUUGUAACGUCAUCAAAAACCUGCCUGAAGAGUUUUUAGAUGUCAUCCAUGCAUGUUUGAAUAAUCUAGUGAUCUCUCCUAGGUCGUAUUUGAACCCUUCUUACAGUUAGUUCAGUUAGAUUCUGUCCAAUGCUCCGCCCACAAGACUACGUCACCCAGCUCUCACAUGACAAUUCUCCAUAAAUACACAAAAACAUGAUGCAAAACUGCACCCUACAACUUCACAAACCUGAUGUGAUGUGCAGUAGUUUCAUUAGAGGGAUGCACGCUGAUUGUGUUGUGAUGUUAUGUGUUAGCAGCUAAUACUCCAUGAAAGUAAAAUGCCCGCUCUUUAAUACCCCAUAGAAGUAAAGUACCCCCUCUUUAAGCUCUGCAGCCUAAACUGUGCGAAUAUUUUAUGACUAUAGAUAUUUAAUUACAUUGAAAAUUCUAACUGGACUCCAAACCCAGUAUUAUUUCAGUCUGCUUUCUGAAACUUGCCUCUACAAAUCUGUGCUGGCUUCACUAACUAAAUAUAAUUAAUAUUUAAAUUAAAAUCUGUAUUAAUUGUAUUAUUGAGCUGUUUUAGGCAAACGUGGAAGAUUUUUGCUGUUUUAUCCGAGCCGUAUUUUUUCUUUUUUUUUCUUUUUGAAUUCAGUAUUUUUUGUGUUUUACAAUUUUAAGUUUAAAAGCUGUCGAAAUAAUCAGGGUUUAACCAAAUCUAUAUUGUACAUAAGAGUUGGUAGCGAGGUAGAUUUCUGUAUGUGGCUUGUACAGUGAAAAUUACACUUCAAAUUCUGAAAAAUGUUGAAAAAAAAUCUAAAAUUGUGAAAUUGUAAUUGUACAUAAUGUUUGUAGAAAUGUUAAUUUGUUUUUAUGGGAGUUUUCCACUUGUUUCAAUGUGGCAAUAAGUCCAAAAUGAACCAGAGAGAGAAGAGGAACGAUAGAAUUAUUUUAAAGAAAAUUUAAAUACUGUAGCGUUUUGGUGUAAGAAAACACGCCGGAGUUCUUCUGGUUGUCUAUUUUCUGAACACAAGGGCUACUGGAGACCGUAACCCACAACAAAACAAGAGUCAAACAACGACAGUCAGAACUCACCAGAACCAGUCUCCAAAACAGACCAGUGACUGACCAAUCAAACCACACAUCAACCUGUUGCCAUAGCAACCACGAGUCCCAAAGUACAAAAGUACAAAAGUACAAAAGCAUUUACAUGAACAACACACAAACAGAUACAAGAACAACAAAAACUCUG
Periophthalmus magnuspinnatus is the source of this 7359-nucleotide messenger RNA. RefSeq names its product cortactin binding protein 2 (gene cttnbp2). Lineage: Eukaryota; Metazoa; Chordata; Actinopteri; Gobiiformes; Gobiidae. Gene Ontology annotation, molecular function: protein binding. Gene Ontology annotation, cellular component: glutamatergic synapse. The transcript has 25 exons. The coding region runs from base 193 to 5307 and encodes 1704 amino acids. Gene Ontology annotation, biological process: regulation of synapse organization. The record is from RefSeq and is a predicted model, not a curated record.